AUGUGCCCCCCGGAUGUACCCGGCGGUCCCUGGGCCAAGACCGGCGACCCCAAGAAGGAGGAGGAGGAGGAGGAGGAGAUCGACAUCGACCUGAGCGCGCCCGAGACGGAGCGCGCGGCGCUCGCCAUCCAGGGGAAAUUCCGCAAGUUCCAGAAGCGGAAGAAGGAGUCGGGGCCCUGAGGGGGGGUCCCGGGACCCCCAACCCGCGCGGGGACCCCCCCCACCCCCCGUGGGAAGGAUCCCGCCCUGACCGCACCACGCGACGGCGCCGGGGAGGGGGGUCGAGCCUUCCCGGGACCCCCCCCGGGUGACACGGGGGGUCCGUGGGGGGACACAGCCGGGUGUCCCCCCGGAGGGGAGGUGGCCGUCGCGCGAGGGGGUGGAAAGAGCCCCCCAGUUCCCCGGGGAUCGCCCCGUUUUUGUGAUGGCGCCGGGGGGGGGGAUAUCGGUGUCCCCAAGCCAGGGGAGCCCCUGUCCCACCCCAGAGGUGGGACCCGCCGGGGGGAGAAGGGGGGGCCCCGGGUCUCGCCGCAGCCCCCCACGGGAAAUUUGGGGUCCCCCAUCCCCUCCCCACCCUCCUGUCACUGUCCCCUCCCCGCCCUCCUGUCA
Lepidothrix coronata (blue-crowned manakin) is the source of this 609-nucleotide messenger RNA. It is a transcript of the gene PCP4L1, whose product is annotated as Purkinje cell protein 4 like 1. Bases 1 to 180 code for a protein of 59 amino acids. The transcript is spliced from 2 exons. The record is from RefSeq and is a predicted model, not a curated record. Lineage: Eukaryota; Metazoa; Chordata; Aves; Passeriformes; Pipridae.